This is a messenger RNA of Penicillium taxi, 1104 nucleotides long. RefSeq lists its product as uncharacterized. The transcript has 5 exons. The record is from RefSeq and is a predicted model, not a curated record. Bases 1 to 1104 code for a protein of 367 amino acids. NCBI's taxonomy places the organism in Eukaryota, Fungi, Ascomycota, Eurotiomycetes, Eurotiales, Aspergillaceae.
AUGAAGACCCCAAUGCCGCUUGUGGGCCACAGUAUGGCUAUGUUCGUUGUCUGCAUCGUUCUAUUGGCCUUAGCAGUCACCACAGUUGCAUUGAGAUGCUUUGUACGCCUAUACAUUGUUCGAGCAUUCGGUUGGGAUGACGGGUUGAUGCUUUUUGCAUUGACGAUGUUUAUCGGGAUGGCUACAUGUCUCAUUGGAGGAUCCAUGACAGGCCUUUGUCAUCAUCAAACAGAUUUCCCAAAUCUGACACUUUAUAAAAACGCCCUAGAGUGGUAUUGGGUUGCUACUAUUUUAUACGUUUGGAGCUGCGCAUUCGCAAAGCUUUCCAUCGCUGUUGCACUCCUGAGAAUAACUGUCAUCAACUUACAUCGGCAAAUUCUCUUUGUAGUAGUCGCAAUCAUUGUUUCCGCGACUUUUUUAUUUGGAUUCACUUUACUCUUCUCCUGCCAGCCUGCCUCAUACUUUUGGAACCGAAUAGAUCCAGGUCCCGGUGAGACAGGACACUGCGCAUCUAAUCAGGUCACAGUUAUUUCUGCUUAUAUCUACACUGUUCUUUCCCUCAUCUCCGAUUUGACUCUGGGAAUUCUCCCCAUAUUCCUUGUCUAUCAGCUACAGAUGAACGCCAAGACAAAAUUUGCGGUCGGGGCUAUUCUUAGUCUCGGGUCUAUGGCGGCUGUGGGAUGUAUCGUUCGAAUUCCAUAUAUCAGUCUUUACAGCUCCCCGGAUAUUCUAUAUGCGGUCUUCGGAUUGACUAUCUGUACAGUUCUUGAGAACGCUUCUGCAAUCAUCGCAGGCAGCCUCAUCACUCUCCGUCCUUUAUUUCGCUGGACCUAUGAACGAUCAAAACUAUCCAAGAAAGGUUAUAAACAGAGUCCGUCCGAAUACCCUUUAUCAGGAAUGGAUAGCAAGAAAGGCACACACUCAAAUACCCAGCGUCCAAGUCUUGAAGCGCCCAAGAACGCUGUGGUAUCAGUGAAAUCACCACCAGGACAUAGACUUUUCUCCCAAGAUUACGAUAGCAGUCAGGAGCAUCUGAAUCCUACUAACCUCCCUGGAGUUGUGAGAAUUCAAGAGACAAUUACAAUCACAGAUACGAGAAAAUGA